AUGGGCGUGACGUUCUCGUCGCUGUACGAUGCGCUCUGGUUCUGGCGGAGGAGUACGCCGAUGCGUAUUCUGAUGCUGGGGCUGGACAGCGCAGGUAAGACGACUAUACUCUACCGCUUGCAGCUGGGAGAGGUGAUUUCUACGAUUCCCACGAUCGGAUUCAACGUCGAGUCGGUCGAGUACAAGAACAUCAAGAUGCAGGUGUGGGACUUGGGCGGCCAGUCGAGCAUCCGGCCGUACUGGCGAUGCUACUACGCAGACACCGCCGCAAUCAUCUACGUGAUCGACGCGUCGGACCACGAACGCCUGCCGACGGCCCGGGCAGAGCUCCUGGCGAUGCUUGCAGAGGAGGAGCUCGCAGGGUGCAAGCUCCUCGUAUACGCCAACAAGCAGGACCUACCGAACGCACUCGACGAGGGCCAGGUCGGCGCGGCGAUCGGCCUGAACGAGCUCCGCGACCGCCAGUGGAGCAUCUGGCGCUGCUGCGCCAAGGACGGCUCGGGGCUCAGCGAGGGCCUCGAUUGGCUUGUCGAUGCGCUCCGGAACAAAUAA
Messenger RNA from Malassezia japonica, 552 nucleotides. It is a transcript of the gene ARL1, whose product is annotated as Arf GTPase arl1. The transcript is spliced from 2 exons. The record is from RefSeq and is a predicted model, not a curated record. The coding region runs from base 1 to 552 and encodes 183 amino acids. Gene Ontology annotation, molecular function: GTP binding; GTPase activity. Lineage: Eukaryota; Fungi; Basidiomycota; Malasseziomycetes; Malasseziales; Malasseziaceae. Gene Ontology annotation, cellular component: cytoplasm; Golgi apparatus. Gene Ontology annotation, biological process: vesicle-mediated transport; intracellular protein transport.